CGUCAGACACAGUGCCACGUCAGCAGUGCCACGUAAGCAGCAGUGCCACGUCAGCAACAUGACGGGCCUGCCAGGCCAACUGGCCAAUGAGACCAUUGCCGCCUACAAGCAGCGUUGCCUGGCUCAGAUAGAGGCUGAGGAACAACGCCUGCUGGUAGUCGAGGCUGCCCGCGUACAGGCUGAAGAGGCAGCAGCAGCAGAAAAGUUGCGGCUACAGGCCGAUGCAGACGCGGAUGCCCAGGCUCGCCGCAAGGAAGCCCAGGAUCUGCUGCAGCGGCAUGAAGCCAACAACAUCGACAGACUCAAGUACUGGCAUUUUAAACCGAACGGCGACGAGGCAACACCGGAAGAGAAGCACAAGGAGUUCCUCUCCAAACUCGUGACGAGGUUGUUAUAUGCUUGCAACUACCGAAGGAUAGUUUCCAUGGGUCAAGUUUGGCUUGACCGAGGCGGAGUACAAGGUCCGCGGCUGCUACGGCAGCUGCUAUUGGUGCAACAGCACCAAGCACAAGACCUCCCUGUGCCAAGAUCAGGGCAAGGAGGAUGUGCGACACUGCCUCAGCUCGGAAAACUGAGCUCUGCGGAAGGUGAGGCGACUCCACCUUCUACUCCGCCAGAUUCGGCCGCCUUGCUAGCGGUCUCCUGCACAUCUGGGGAGAACGCGAAUGUCACAAGUUCUCGUUACACUUACGAGGACUAUGCUGUCCACUUGGUUCCACCGCUGGACCAACCGCUCCACGUGCAACAAUCCAUCGCAUGCAUGGUUUCAUCACCAUCGGCAACGGAUUCGGCAGCUUCGCCGCAAUCUAUCGCCGCCAAGUACAAAGCAAACCGCGACAUGUGCGAGUUCACACAGCAGGAGCUGGAGUACUUGGGACACUAUGUGACGCCGCAAGGCAUCCGUCCGCUUGCGGACAAGAUCAAGGCCCUACGAGUAUGGCCCGAGCCCACCAUCACCACGGACGUUCGUUCAUUCAUGGGGUUGGCGGGCUACUAUCAGCGAUUCAUCACCAGAUACUCCAGGAUUGCUGCACCUACGCCGAGGUUACAAUUGCCAAAGGUGCCAUUCGUAUUCGAUGACGACGCACGCCGGUCAUUCCUAGCACUUAAGACGGCUAUGCUCAUGGCACCCAUCCUUAGCAUCUAUGACCCCACCCUGCCGACGCGAGUGACUACGGACGCUUCCGGCUAUGGCAUUGGGGCAGUCUUGGAACAACACGACAGCGAUGACUGGCACCCUGUGGAGUAUUUCAGCCACAAAGUGCCUCCCAUCAACUCGCUUGAUGAUGCAAGGAAGAAGGAGCUGCUCGCAUUCGUGAUGACUCUCAAACGCUGGCGGCACUUCCUCCUUGGGCGUCGUAGGUUCACAUGGAUCACAGACAACAAUCCAUUGACCUACUACAAGACGCAGGACACGGUGAGCAGCACGAUCGGACGAUGGAUGUACUUCAUCGACCAAUUUGACUUCACACCAAAGCAUGUCCCCGUCUUCUCCAAUCGCGCAGCAGAUGCACUCUCACGAAGACCUAAUCUUUGCGCUAUGACACAUCAUGCCUUCACAUUCGACGAGGAGCUUCAGCGACACUUCAUCCGGGCAUAUCAGGCUGAUCCGGACUUCGCCACGCUCUAUGCACAACUAUCUUCGGAUCACCCGCCGGCCAGCCAUUACCGCAUUGCCGACGGGUACUUGCUCCUCCACUCGAGAGGCAAGGGCUUACUAUGUGUCCCACGCGAYCGUCGUCUUCGGACUCGCCUCCUCGGCGAGUACCAUGAUUCACGACUCGCCGGCCAUUUCGGAGUUAACCGCACUAUUGCACGACUUCGACAGCGAUUCCGAUGGCCCGACCUCAUUACCGAUGUCACUCGGUAUUGCGACUCUUGCGAAGUUUGCCGACGCAGCAAGCCCCGCAACCGCAAUCCCUACGGCAAGGUUACACCCGAUGCCCAUCCCACGGGAACCCGGUCUCUCCAUUGCCAUGGACGUCACCGGUCCGUUUCCUCGCGACCGGCUCGGGCACGACGGCAUCCUCACGGUUGUGGACCGAUUGAACCAGAAGAUUGGGUUGACCGCCUCCCCGACAUCGAGUUCGCCUACAACACUUCGGUGCAUCCGGCGAUCGGCGUGACUCCAUUCGAGUUGCACCACGGUGGACGGAAAGGMYGGAUCUUCGCCGACCUUCUCCUCCCUCGACCAACCGACAUUGACGCUGCCUUCUCUCCCUCUUCCAUCCGGAAGUACAGGGAAUUGCUGACUCAAGCCCGCGCAAAUAUGCAAAAGGCUCAAGUCCGCAUGCAGCAGCAAGCCAACUGGCGUCGCGUACCAUGUCCCAUCCACGCCGGUGAUCUGGUUUGGGUCUCCGCGGAAGAGUUUGCACUGGAACAGGAUGUUUCACGCAAACUGCUUCCCAAGUGGUUUGGACCUUGGUCUGUGACAGCAGCCGUGGGCGAUGAGCCCGAUGGCCCUUCAUUUGUGAUCAACAUUCCAGAGCAUCUGACGGUCCAACCGGUCUUCCACGCCCCGAAGCUGGCAACUUACACGCCAGCCAAGAGCGACGACUUUCCGGACCGACGAUCGCAGGACCCUCCUUCUAUGGAUGGCCAUCAGGAAGUUGACCGCGUCAUCUCCGAUCGCAAGUAUGGCAGCAAGCCGCGGCAGUAUAAAGUCACAUUCAAAGCAUGCGAUCGCGACGACACUAGGUGGAUAUCAGGCGCAGAUUUGAAAGCAUCCGCACCGCUGAUCUACGCGCAUUAUGAAAAGCGCAGGUUAGCUCAGGAAGCUUCACGACCAGCCCCUCCCACCCGGACUGUGGUCCCUCCCUCAGACAGACAGCUUCGCCCUCACAGGUAAGCUCGGUUCUUCAAGAAGGUGUGGGUGUGGCAUACUGCGUAGCACACAGGCCCUGCAGGGCCCGUCCCGGACAUUCAGCCUAAAAGCCUA
This is a messenger RNA of Chara braunii, 2938 nucleotides long. The record is from the annotation of a GenBank genome assembly. NCBI's taxonomy places the organism in Eukaryota, Viridiplantae, Streptophyta, Charophyceae, Charales, Characeae.